Molecule: messenger RNA, 3843 nt
Organism: Eleginops maclovinus (Patagonian blennie)
Lineage: Eukaryota; Metazoa; Chordata; Actinopteri; Perciformes; Eleginopidae
Product: noelin-3-like
Exons: 6
Coding region: 380-1753 (457 amino acids)
Biological process (GO): signal transduction
Source: RefSeq, a predicted model, not a curated record
CACACACAUACACACACACACACACACACACACACACACAACAAGCUGGACACAUUAAAAGUCGAGAGCGCGGCAGCUGGAUGAUGUCAUAUCCGUGAAGAAUUGUCCCUAAACGCAGCGAGGUUUUUCUCUGCAUGCAUCCCCACAAACUUUUCUCCUCUCGUGCAGUGGCGACGUUGUUCCCCGCUGCCCAGGGGACGAGUGUAUGGCUGUGCCCCCCUCCUCCUCCGCAGAAGUCGUGUUUUUCACCAGCGCCUAGUAGACUAGGUGGCGCGAGCCCACGGGAAGAAACUUGCGUGAAAAUUGUUGUGAGCGUCGCGGAGGAGGAGGAGGAGGAGGAGGAGGAGGCGGAGGAGGGAAACAUACUGCAGCCGUCAGGAUGUGGUCUCUGUCCGUGGUCCUGAACCCGCUGCUGUUCCUGCUGCUGUUCGGAUACUGCCCGUCAGUGACCAUCAGGCCAAAGGAGGGGUGGCAGGUGUACAGCUCCGCUCAAGAUGCAGAUGGGCGUUGUAUCUGCACGGUGGUGGCACCUGAACAGAAUCUGUGCUCCAGAGAUGCCAAAGGCAGACAGCUCCGCCAGCUACUGGAGAAGGUGCAGAACAUGUCGCAGUCAAUCGAGGUGCUGAACCUGCGGACGCAGAGGGACUUUCAGUACAUCAUGAGGAUGGAGAGCCAGAUCAAAGGACUGCGGUCAAAGUUUCGACAGAUCGAGUCUGACAGGAAGACGCUCGUCAACAAAAACUUUCAGGAGUUAAAGGGGAAGAUGGAGUCCCUGCAGCCGCUGAUCCCAGUCCUGGAGCAAUACAAGACCGACGCCAAGCUCAUCUCCCAGUUCAAAGAGGAGAUCAGGAACCUGUCUGCCGUGCUGAUGGGCAUCCAGGAGGAAAUGGGAGCCUACGACUACGAGGAGCUGCAGCAGAGAGUCCUAAACCUGGAAAAUCGGCUCCGCAACUGCAUGAGCAAACUCACAUGUGGCAGGCUAAUGAAGAUCACUGGGCCGCAGACUGUGAAAACUUCAGGGACCAGAUUUGGAGCCUGGAUGACCGACCCGCAGGCGUCUCCCAAAAACAACAGGGUCUGGUACAUGGACAGCUACACCAACAACAAGAUAGUAAAAGAGUAUAAAUCCAUCCCCGAUUUUGUGGCGGGAGUCGAGUCGAGAACCUACAACCUGCCUUUCAAAUGGGCCGGCACCGACCACGUGGUUUACAACGGCUCCCUGUACUACAACAAGAUGCAGAGCAACAUCGUAGUGAGGUACAGCUUCGAGACGGGCCGCGUGGUCACUCAGAGGGCGCUGGAGUCCGCGGGGUUUCAUAACGUGUACCCUUACACCUGGGGAGGCUUCUCCGACAUCGACCUGAUGGCGGAUGAGCUGGGCCUGUGGGCGGUGUACGCCACUAACCAGAACGCGGGGAACAUCGUGAUCAGCCAGCUGAACCCGGAUACUCUGCAGAUCCUCAACACGUGGGACACGGAGUACUCGAAGAGGAACGCCGGCGAGUCUUUUAUGAUCUGUGGGACGCUCUACAUCACUAACUCCCAUCUCACCGGUGCUAAGGUGUACUAUGCCUACUCCACUAAAACCUCCACGUACGAGUACACAGACAUUCCCUUUCACAACCAGUACUUCCACAUGUCCAUGUUGGACUACAACGCCAGGGACCGCGCCCUCUACGGCUGGAACAACGGCCACCAAGUCCUGUUUAAUGUCACGCUUUUCCACAUCAUUAAGACUGAAGACGACUCUUAAGGGGAGGACAAUUAUGAACUGUACACGUAGAAGAGAUUAUGAAAACAAGGUAAAAAUGGAUUGUUGCGCCUGAAUGUUCUUAUAAAUGUUAUUUAUUUAUUUAUGACAUUCUGCUGAUUUGUUUUGGGCAUUAUUUGUAAAUGUUUUACCGUUAUCUUGCUAUUUGCCUGUUUUCAUAUGAAAAGUUAAUCAAUUAAGAUAUUCUCCAUGCGAAAACUUAACAUUUUCUCUUCAAUAAUGAGUGGCCUCAUAAAUUAAAAUGAGUGCAUUUAUGAAACAUUAUUUAAUAAUGGAACUAAUAGCAACUUUUAACACAAAAACAUACAACUUCAUUUCCACAGUCCUUUUCUCUACAAAAUGAAAGCUUUUUCCGGGACAAAGUCUACAUUUUCAUAAUGCUUUUUCUCAUUCAGUCUUGAUUUUAUUCAUGCCCACUAAUGUAUUCAUACUUUUACUGUGUUCACUAAUUGUUCGUUUUGUUUCCUUUCUUUCCUUGCCAUUUAUUCAUCAUCUUCUGCUAAUUCAUUCCCGUCUCUCACUUCCUCCAUUUGGCUUUCUAAGUAACGUGGGACUCUUCCUUUCAAAAGUUUUUGCACUUGACCUUGUACAAGACAAUGAGAAAUGUAGUGAAUCAUGAUAAUGCACCUGUAUAGAUUCUGUACUUGGCUUUUGUGUGUCUAUGAAGAUUCUCAGUCACCCGGUUCAUAUUUAUGUCUUGAAGUCAAAGUACUUCAGCAAACAGCAAAACUGGUUGCCUUUUAUUUAGUACUAUGAGAUGUUGGCUUUUUUGUAACUUUCAGCAAGUUUGUAUGCCUUAUUCAGUGCGGUUUGUUCUGUGAGCCAGAGGAUAACAGCUCUUGUGCAUGAAUGUUGGCUGUCCUAGAAGCAUUUUUACUGUAACUGUACAUCUGUGUUUUUUGUAUCCGCACAACAUCCCAUUUUCCUCCUCUCAAACUAUAUUAAAUGGUUUAUUUAUACACACAACAGUAGAUAUCUUUAAUAAGCUUUAAUCAUGUAAAUAUAUACAUAACCAAAAUAAAAAGUAUUGUUUUCAUUAAGCCAGUGCACUGUGUAUCAUGUCAGAAAAAUCUAGAAGGAGACACUGAAAUGCCUCAAAUAUGGAGUAGCACUGCUCUAUAAUUUAAUGUGACAACACUUGAAAUUAUAGACCAGGGUGCAGCAAUGCUAUUGUGCCAAAAAAUGGUUUCCAUUGUCCUCUAAAAAGGACACAGUGACUGAGGAUUUUUGAUCAUUUGCGUGACUACUUCAUUCAUUUUACGUCGCUGUAAAUCUUUGUCAGGGCUUUUUUUUAUUUGCUGUUUUUCUGGUUACAUUCAGUCAUUGAACAAAGAAUCAGAUCUUUCACUCGGGUAAGAGUAACUAUACCACAAGGAACAAAUGCUUUAAACUAAAAAUGUUUAGAAAAAGUACCAAUAGUAAAGUAAAAAUAAUCAUGAUGCAGGAUGACAAAAUCUACAUCGAAAUCUAUAUACACUGCCUGGCCAAAAAAAAAAUCACAAGCCUGUGGGGGCAGUGCUAUGAUCUGGGGUUGCUGCAGUUGGUCUGGUCUAGGUUCAGCAAUGUGCCCAAAGAAUGAGGUCAGCUGACUACCUGAAUAUACUGAACGACCAGGUUAUUCCAUCAAUGGAUUUUUUUGUUCCCUGAUGGCACGGGCAUGUUCCAAGAUGACAAUGCCAGGAUCCAUCGGGCUCAGAUUUUGAAAGAGUGGUUCAGGGAGCAUGAGACAUCAUUUUCACACAUGGAUUGGCCCCCACAGAGUCCAGACCCAAACCCGAUUGAGAAUCUUUGGGAUGUGCUGGAGAAGACUUUGCGCAGUGGUCCGAAUCUCCCGUCAUCAAUACAAGAUCUUGGCAAAAAAUUAAUGCAAGACAGAAAUAAAUGUUGUGACGUUGCAGAAGCUCGUGGAAACGAUGCCGCAGCGAAUGUGUGCCGUAAUGAAAGCUAAAGGCGGUCCAACGAAAUAUUAGAGUGUGUGAACUUUUUUUUGGCCAGGCAGUGUACAUUUAUAUGCACUGCAACAUAGUAAAUGAGUCAUUAAAAGUCUCAAAUCCUGCUGUUGAUAUCUGAUU